This is a messenger RNA of Manis javanica (Malayan pangolin), 3304 nucleotides long. RefSeq names its product striatin 4 (gene STRN4). Gene Ontology annotation, cellular component: dendrite. The record is from RefSeq and is a predicted model, not a curated record. Gene Ontology annotation, molecular function: protein-containing complex binding; protein phosphatase 2A binding; armadillo repeat domain binding. Lineage: Eukaryota; Metazoa; Chordata; Mammalia; Pholidota; Manidae.
AAGAGCGGGCGCGCGGGCCGGCCCCGGGGCCUCCAUGAUGGAGGAGCGAGCGGCCGCCGCGGUCGCUGCCGCCGCCGCCUCCUGCCGCCCGCUCGGCUCCGGCGCCAGCCCGGGCCCGACGGGGGCGUCCCCGGCCUCUGCCCCUGCCCCCGGGCCCGGCCCGGCUGGUAAGGGAGGCAGCGGCGGAGGCAGCCCCGGACCCACGGCGGGGCCGGAGCCCCUGAGCCUGCCCGGGAUCCUGCACUUCAUCCAGCACGAGUGGGCGCGCUUCGAAGCGGAGAAGGCCCGCUGGGAGGCCGAGCGCGCAGAGUUACAGGCUCAAGUGGCCUUCCUUCAGGGAGAACGGAAAGGGCAGGAGAAUCUCAAGACAGACCUAGUGCGGAGGAUCAAGAUGUUAGAAUAUGCGCUGAAGCAGGAAAGGGCCAAGUAUCAUAAAUUGAAGUUCGGGACAGACCUGAACCAGGGGGAGAAGAAACCAGAACUAUCAGAACAAGUCCCCAAUGGCCCUGUGGAGUCGGUCACCCUGGACAACAGCCCACUGGUGUGGAAGGAGGGGCGGCAGCUUCUCCGACAGUACCUGGAAGAGGUGGGCUACACAGACACCAUCCUGGACAUGCGGUCCAAGCGCGUGCGGUCCCUCCUGGGCCGCUCAUUGGAGCUGAAUGGCGCCAUGGAACCUAGUGAAGGCGGUCCCAGGGCCACGCCGGGCCCUGGGGGGCUCACUGGUGGCGAGUCACUGCUAGUGAAACAGAUCGAGGAGCAGAUCAAGAGGAAUGCGGCGGGUAAAGAUGGCAGAGAGCGCUUGGGUGGCUCGGUGCUGGAGCAGAUUCCCUUCCUGCAGAACUGUGAGGAUGAGGACAGCGACGAGGACGAUGAGCUGGACAGUGUGCAGCAUAAGAAGCAGCGCGUGAAGCUGCCCUCUAAGGCCCUGGUACCCGAAAUGGAGGAUGAGGACGAGGAGGAUGACUCAGAGGAUGCCAUCAACGAGUUUGAUUUCUUGGGCUCCGGAGAGGACGGGGAGGGCUCUCCAGACCCUCGGCGAGGCACAGGAGAGGGGACCCACCGUGAGCUGGAAAGCCGGCGGGUCAAACUCCAGGGAAUUUUGGCUGACCUUCGGGAUGUGGAUGGGCUGCCCCCCAAAGUGACCGUUCCACCUCCUGGCACACCCCAGCCCCGGCCACAUGAAGGUUCCUUUGGCUUCUCCUCAGACGUUUUCAUCAUGGACACUAUCGGGGGCGGGGAGGUGAGCCUGGGGGACUUGGCAGAUCUCACCGUCACCAACGACAACGACCUCAGCUGUGAUCUCUCUGACAGCAAAGAUGCCUUUAAGAAGACAUGGAACCCUAAAUUCACCCUCCGCUCACACUAUGAUGGCGUCCGCUCCCUGGCUUUCCACCACAGCCAGUCGGCCUUGCUCACUGCCUCUGAGGACGGCACACUCAAGCUCUGGAACCUUCAGAAGGCCGUCACAGCCAAGAAGAAUGCUGCACUAGACGUGGAACCCAUCCAUGCCUUCCGGGCUCACAGGGGCCCCGUGCUGGCCGUAGCCAUGGGCAGCAACAGCGAGUACUGUUACAGCGGCGGGGCAGAUGCCCGCAUCCACAGCUGGAGGGUCCCGGACCUCGGCAUGGACCCCUAUGAUGGUUACGACCCGAGUGUCCUGAGCCACAUCCUAGAGGGCCAUGGGGACGCUGUGUGGGGCCUGGCCUUCAGUCCCACCUCCCAGCGCCUGGCCUCCUGCUCCGCUGAUGGCACCGUCCGCAUCUGGGACCCCAGCAGCAGCAGCCCAGCCUGCCUCUGUACCUUCCCCACGGCCAGUGAUCACGGGAUCCCCACCUCAGUGGCCUUCACCAGCACCGAGCCUGCCCACAUCGUGGCUUCCUUCCGCUCUGGCGACACUGUCCUGUGUGACCUGGAGGCUGGCAGUGCCCUCCUCACGCUUGAGUCCAGGAGUAGCAGUGGCCCAACCCAGAUCAACCAGGUGGUGAGUCAUCCAAAUCAGCCCCUCACCAUCACUGCCCAUGACGACAGGGGCAUCCGCUUUCUGGACAACCGUACAGGGAAAUGCGUGCACUCCAUGGUCGCCCACCUGGAUGCUGUCACCUGCCUAGCUGUGGACCCCAAUGGCGUAUUUCUGAUGUCGGGAAGCCAUGACUGCUCCCUGCGUCUCUGGAGCCUAGACAACAAAACCUGCGUGCAGGAGAUCACGGCCCACCGCAAGAAGCACGAGGAGGCCAUCCACGCUGUCGCCUGCCACCCCAGCAAGGCCCUUAUUGCCAGUGCAGGCGCUGAUGCCCUGGCCAAGGUCUUCGUAUGAUACCCACCUGGCCCUGUCCUGGCCGCCACGCUGGCUGGGGAGUGGGGCCAGGCAGGUGGGACUGAGGUGACUCAGCCUCAGUCUGGAGGCCCAGAGGCCCGGCCUCUUCCCACCUGCCUUGGAGCCUGGAGGUGCUAACGGCCCCUUUCCCAGGAGGCCUUCCCCCAUGGCCUGCCCAUCCCGAGCAGCCAGCCUGGAGAGCCCCCAGAGGGAAUCACCCUCCAGAUGGCCUCUGGGAGUUUCCUGUCUGCCUUGACACCUGCUGCUGGUCUCUGAGCUGCCUUUUUGGGGGGCAGCACCACCAGGGCUGGGUGUCAUUGGGGAUCAGCUCUUUUAAGAUGCCAGAAGGUGUCAGGUUCUCUCCUUGAACCUGACCCCUCUUUAUCCUUCCGGACCUGGGUGGGAGCUGUGCUGGGAGGAACCCCAGGCACCCCUGCUCCUCCCUGCCAGGGGAGACAGGAACCAGCUGGACCCCAGGUUGUCCUCAGUGGGUGGGCCGGGCCUGGCCCAUCCAGAAGCACACCCAGUGCACCCUCCUCCUCUCCAGUCCCUCAACACAGCUUUCCAGACACUACCCAGUACCUCCCAGGCCAGUAACGGCCUGGGGAGCAGGUGAUGUCCUCCGGGGAGGUGUAGCUCCCACCUCCCCCGUGGGCAGCCCCCCAGUUCUCCUCGGGGUCACCUGUGGGGAAAGUUGGCCUUCUCUUGCCCCUUCCUGGGACAUGGAGGUCAGUGGAGUGGGUCCUCCAGGCCCCCAUAACUCCUUGUACAUCUGUAUAAAUAAAUGGGAUUUAAAUGGAGCCCUGCCCCCACGUGGUUAUCACUGUGUGAUAGUCUGUCACUCUCCUCCUGGCCCUCCACUCUCUCCUUCUAUUUAUUUCACUCUUUUUUGGGUUCUGGCCCCUCCAGGUUCUUGUUUGUAUAGCCCAUCUCCUCUGCCCCGGACUUGUAUGUGAAACUUGUCUCAAUAAACCCUUUGGAGUAAGA